Molecule: messenger RNA, 8371 nt
Organism: Sitodiplosis mosellana (orange wheat blossom midge)
Lineage: Eukaryota; Metazoa; Arthropoda; Insecta; Diptera; Cecidomyiidae
Exons: 5
Coding region: 1379-8227 (2282 amino acids)
Source: RefSeq, a predicted model, not a curated record
CAUUGACCAAGUUGAAUUUUGAUGCUGAUAUUUGUCAGAAAAUUCCGAAUUUGAUUGAGUAUUUGGAGAGUCGGCAUGAUGAGAACACGCUGAAUCUAUUCGAAGCUGGUUUUCAAAUGGAACCAAUUAUUCGUCAUCAUAUGGAUCAAAUCAACGCACCCAAUGUUAGGAAAUUCGAUGACGACGAAAUUGAAAGCAGUUUAAUUUGGAGCGAUUUCGAAAAUUGGGUGCUGUACACCAUGAAAGAUGAAAAUCAAUUCAGUCCGGAGGCUAUUCGCAAUUGGUUAUCGUGCUAUGCGAGAUUUGCUGAGGAUUUUUACAAAAAAGAUCAAUUGGUCAUGAGCAAAAUGGUUUUAGUUCGACUAAAAUUGAUUGCACACCUUGAUCUGAAUGCAUGCAAAGCCCAUCCACUUCUGCGUAAACAUCGCAGUGGUAUUGAACCGAAAAUAAUCGAUUCGUUGUUGCUUCCACAAAAAAAAAGAUAUGGAAAUUGCUUGCGAGCUCGGUCAAUACUUUUGCAAACGAAAUUGCAAGGCAAAAGAUCCGGGCCUAAUCGAAGAAAGUUCGGUCACUGUAAAGUCAUUUUCUGCAAAGUAUGCCGCUAAAAACAGGAAAAUGCAAGACGUUCUGGAUGUAAUCAAGGUAAUCGAGAAACAAGGAAUUGAAAGUAAGCAAAAGGAAUGGGAAGAUGGUCGAAAAUUAGUCGCUCAACUACGAAUGAGCAGACCGUCAGCGUGCAGCUAUUUUACUCGUUAUAAUCGUGAAAUUCGUCAUGAUAAAUUCUGUGAAAAAUGCCGAAUUGGUCGUGAAAUCCGAGGUGUCACAGUGGAGCAAUAUGAGCGCCCAUUACCAGAGCAUGAUUUUGAGAAGAAUGCCGUGGUCUUCGAACUAAAACCGCCCAUUGAAAUUGCGUGCUUGAGAGAUGUUCUCUAUGAAUUUGCGCGAUUUUGCAGCGGUAAGAAAGGUAAAAAUGCGGGUAUCAAAGGAAACUGGAUUGAAUAUGGACAAAUCUGUCAUUUUAAUGCAUCGAAAAGCAAACAAAUUCAUCUUGGCAGUACAUCGAAGUUCCAAUUGCGUGAAAAAUAUCACGUGGACGAUGAGUUUGAUGCAUUUGUGAUUAAAAACAGUUACAACUGUAGAUUCCAUGCCUUAGAUUUUAUGUUGCCACCACCAAUUUCUGAUGAACACAUCAAAAACGUGUGCACUCUGAAAGCAGACGAGGAUGAAUACUGUGGCUUGCAGUGGGCAUUGAAUGGAACGAGUCAUACGCAGAAUGAAGUGAUUGCACGGCAAAAGGAGUGCCCACAAAGUUUGACAUUGUCGGAAUUCAAAAAUUUUGGAUCAUCGUGCCGAUGGCCAUCGGUUGCAAUUGCGUAAAAUGUACGCAAUGAUCGAGAGUGAGGCGCUGUCAUUCGAAAAAUCGUCGGUAUUGUCGUUGAUCAUUCAAAUUCUUUGGGAAACUGGCGUAAGUGGUGACAGUGGUACAAUCCGAGAGUCACACACCGAUUUCAAUGAUCAACAAUUUGCGGCUGCUAUGAUCGAAAUGCUGGAAAAGUUCUGCGAACAACAGAAAGAUAACUGGGUCCAUCCCAUGAAGCUAUUGAUGGCCGCAUUCAUUGCAGUGCGAAUCUUUGAAAUAAACAGCGAUGAAAGUGUAGCCAAACUAAUCGUUCGGCUACUCAAAAAAAUUCGAGCUAUCGCAUUGGACUGGAUAGAUAAAAUCGAAGAGGCAAUCAACGAAAUCAAAAGUCCCCUUUUGACCAGCGAACAAGAGCUACGCAUGAAAUUGGUGCAAGUUGCAAUAGCUGGAGCCGUCACAUUUUUCGUACAUUCAAAACAUGAAUACUUCGAGAGAAUCUUCGUGGAAACUCAACGUUUGCCACCCAAAAAGGAUGAACGAUACACAGCGCCUCGAGUUUGGCUUCAGUUUGUCGUUACGUUAAGCAACAAUGUGCUGUUGAAUGUAAAACAGGUACAAAUGUCAGCAAGUGUACAAAUGUUCCUGCGUCUCGUUCGCAACAUAGGCAUUCACAUCGAAUCAACCAUUCGGCCAAGGAUCGAGCACAGUUCAAAGGAUGUCUACGCAUUGGUAAAGCAGCAAUGGACCCGAUCCGUUUCUGGAACAUUCGAACAAUCCUAUUUUCACCAAGAAAAUCCGCAAGUUUUUGUAAUUCACGUCAAAGUAAAAGACGUUGCCAAUUUUGUUACAAUCGAUUUGGUAACAGGCAGUUUUCUCGUCAAUAGCUUGCCAGUGGCUCGUUUGCCAAGCAACAUAACCCAAAGCGAACUGUUCGAUCGAGUGUUCGGCGACUUCAUUUUUGAAGUACAGCCCGACUCACAAAAUAGUUUCUCGGCCGUACAAAAGUACAACGAUUGCAGCUACGAAUUUCGUCGUGUGGGCAAUGGAACUGUGAUCAUCGAGCAACAAAACGGCGUUGAGCGUGAACUGAUUCCUCAUUCAAUUUUAGACGAUGAAAUUCCACAUCAUCUCAUCGACAGUUACAGCCACUUCUGGAAUAAAACCGAUAAUGUCAUCGAAUUCCGGCCAAAACUGUUCAACGACGCAAAUUUCUCGAAGGAAGACGGCAUUGAGUAUCGACUGGAUUUGCAAGAAAAACGAUUGAUUCACAUAAAAACCCAACGAUAUAUGCUUGAUAUCAACAGCAACAGCUAUUUAAAGAUUGUAGAACAAUUGUCACGACUUGAGUCUCCGAAAUAUAUUCACGUGUUGAUGGACAAGGAUAAUUCGCAAAUUGCGAAAGCGGAAUUGAUUCGAAUGCACCUGAAAUUCGUGGUUGAUUGCUCAACGUCGCACGAAACAUACGACUUGAUCUCGAAUGAAUACAGUCGAAUGCGUGUGAGUCUUACACAGAAAUGUGGCACUUUGUUUGGACUACAACAUGGUUUAUUGCUGGAAAGUGUUCCAUGCGAAAAUUCAUUCGAAAAAGUCAGCACAGGAAAAACAUCGACCAAAUUGCUGCUCAUUCCACACGGAAAUAUUCGAACAGAGCGUUCACAGUCGCAUGUCUCCGUCGAAAUCAACAUUGAGUCGGAUUUGUACAAUCCUCCGUUCCACGUGUAUCAAGUUGAUGACUUCUGUCGUCAGCUAAAAGCCACUAGCAGUAGCUAUUCAGCAUGGUUUAACCUGGCCUACUUGCACGCAGUGACAUCACACGGCCAAGUGGAGCCAUUCAUUAAAAUGUCGGGCACUGAACGCGCACUGCAAAUAUUACAAUCAGGUUUCACAUGGUCUUCGGCUCCGUACGACGCAGAGUCCACAAAAAUGCUACAGUUAAUCGCACAGUUAUCGCCAGAACGAAAGACAGAAGAGUCAUGGCAACAAGUGACUUGGCCAGAUUUUAUUCCACCCCAUUCGGCGCAAGACACAUUUGUUUUCAUCGCCCAUCAACUAUUGGAAGAUAGCCAACGAUUGCGUGGAUUGUACAAAAAUGAACAUGUGAACUGUGCCGAAUCAGAAGAAGCUCAACUGGAAAAUGAAUCACAAUUGAGCCAGAACAAACGACAAUACCUUCGAUGCUUGUCAUUGAUGCCCAACCUCAAGGUGUCUGACACAUUUUUGCAUCACGAAACACAAAGAACCUCGUCGAUUGAAACACCACCAUUUGUUUUAUGUAAACAAACACAAAUUAUUUCGAAUCUCUACCAUCGCAAAGCAUUCAAAGUACCAAAUGCUUUGGAUUUGCCGCAAUUUCUUCUGGAGAAUAAAACACUGGAUGGCACAGCGAAUAUGGAAAGUGUGAAAAAUUUGCUAAAACAUCAAGUAUAUGAGAAGUUUGUCGAUCUGUGGAUCCCUCUGUAUGAGUAUGCACGGCAAGGCAAACUAAAUGACGAACAGUUUACGUUGAUUUGGAGUGUUUUAGCGCAUGAAGAGAAAUCAUUUACACCGAUUUUGGCCUUGCAAACAAUUGCCAUGCAUCCGCACGUUUUUGAAUCAAUAAUUCCUCCACAAGUUGGGCAUUUCAUUCUCCGUGAAGGUAGUUUCGAUACUGAUGUACUUCAUUACUGUGAAACUAAAAUAGGAGAUAUAUUGGACCGAUAUCAUACGCUGCCACAAGGGUAUUUCAGUGAUGAAUUUGACCGUGAUACAUACGAUCAACGCAUAAAGAGGACAAUUGAGUAUAUGGUCGGUAUCGUGACAUCCCAGUGGCCUUGUGAUGAAAUUGACUUAAAACCUUAUUGCAUGUUCCAUCUCAUUGAUGACAUCGACAUUCAGUCAGCAAGCAUUGUCAUCAGUCAAAAUUUGAAGAUUUGGAACAAUAAUCGCAAACUUGUGAGAUUCAUCGAUAGCGUUCAAAAGACGUUGAUAUCUUUGAAUGGCUCUAACUAUGUUAAGUUGCCGAUCUUCCAGUCACUCUCGAUACCAGAUCCAAUCAAUUGGGAAAAGUAUGAGAUAGACUUCAAACAGAAAAUGUGUGAGUGCAUCGGUGAUUUUCAAGAUACGAUUGAAGAAGCAAAGAGGAUCUGGUAUGGCACAUCAAAACUCAGCAAAUCAUCAGAUGAGUGGUGGUCGAUUUACGAGAGAGUUGUGAAUGGUAUGAAUUCGCAACAUUUGAUCAAAGCCGGAAUGUAUCCGCGGGCAGUGCCGAGCUUAGUUCUACCACAAAUCACAUCGAAGGGAAAUAGUGACUUGAGAUCCAUCGUUGGUGCCUUGGCUAUAACAAUAGCACAUGAGCAGCGUGAAAAACGCAUCGAAAUCUACUCGCAGCAAGAGCAACUCAAAGUGGCACUGGAGAAGGAAAUCGAGAACAAGCCCCAUGAGAACUGGAAGCCAUGCGAUUACCCAGCAUGGUUGCUGUUUGAAAUCGAACAAAAUCUCACGAUCCGUCGAGUUCAAGUUGAUGUGGCAAACCAUAUGAUGAACCCAUCGCAAAACGAAGGCGCGGAUGACAAGAAGAAACACUCGGUGAUGCAGUUGAACAUGGGUGAAGGAAAGACGGCAGUAAUUGCGCCGAUUAUAGCAGCGGUAUUAGCCAAUGGCAAACAGGCAUGUCAAAUUACCGUAUUGAAAUCACUCUUCGCAACCAAUCUUAAGUCAUAUCGCCGAUACUUGGGCGGAAUGCUGAACAGACGAAUGUAUCUGUUUCCAUGCCGUCGAGACAUGCCGAUCGCAAACUUUGUCGGCCAAAUGAUGAACAUCUAUGAGGAAUGCAAGCGGAUGAAAGGCAUCAUUCUUGCAACACCCGAAUGGAGACUGUCAUUCCAGUUGAAGACAUAUGAAUCGAUACAAAAGUCAAAGUAUGAAACCGCAACCCACUUUUUGGAUAUUCACAAGUGGAUUAAUAUGAAUGUUCGAAGCAUUUUGGAUGAAUCGGAUGCAAUUUUGCAUGCAAAGUUUCAACUUAUCUACACUUUAGGCAAUCAAUUGCCACUGGAUGGAGGUGCACAUCGUUGGAUGGUUAUUCAGGCUGUCUUCAAACGAGUUCCGUAUCACAUGAAGAAGCUGAACGCAGAACUUGGUCCGGAAAAGAUCGAAUUUGAUGAGAAAUACAUUGAAAAAGGUCAUGUGUUUGGAGCGCCAAAAGUCGUCUAUCGUUCCGAUGUGUUCACACCAUGUCGGAUUUUGGAUGAAACAGUUUUUGAUGUAUUGAAAUCGUAUCUAAUCGAGGACUUUCUCAAUGGUCGCAUCAAUAUCGCAUUUCCCGAAAUGCUAACAUCAGCCAAGGAAGGUCUGCGACAAUUGCUGAGCGAGAAAAAUAUCAACAAGAAAAUGUUCAUGGAGAUUUUGAAAGAAUUUUCAUUGAGCGAACGCAAUAUCAUCAUGGUUAUGUGCGGAUUACUUCGAUUUGAAGUCUUGAAAUUGGUUUUGAUGCGACGUUGGCGCGUGAAUUAUGGUGUCAGUGAGAAUGGUCUACGAGAAAUGGCAAUCCCCUUCAAAGCUAAGGAUGUUGCAGCUGAUAUGACUGAAUUUGGACAUCCAGAUGUGGCAUUGUGCUUUACACACUUGAGCUACUAUUAUUCAGGACUCUCCGACGAUCAAUUGAAACAGACAUUCAACCUUUUGUCAGUGUCUCAAGAUGCGACCGGAAUCUACCAGAAAUGGAUGAAAAGUGUAUCACCCAAAUUGAUCGAUGUUUCGAUUCGAACCCAUACCAGCGUCAAUUUAAGUGAUCCACAGCAACGAGAUAAGAAGUUGUUUCCAGUCUAUCGCUUCAAUAUGCAUGUCAUUGAUUAUUUCCUAUCGAACGUUGUCUUUUCACGCGAAGCAAAGACUUUUGAAAAGAAGCUAAUGUGCACGGCUUGGGACUUAUGCAGCGACCACAUGCAUCAUCCAGUUACUGGUUUCAGUGGAACCAACGAUACCAAAAACAUUCUGCCGCUGCCAAUCGCACAGAAUGAUCUUCCUGAACUCGAAAGCACAAACGAAGACGUUUGCCGAAUGCUGCUGCGAUCGGAGAAUCAAGACUACGAAUGCCUACCGACAAAUGUCAGUGGAAAGGAAAUAAUCGAGCGAUUGGUUGAACGUGAGAUUCCGGUGCUGUUGGAUUCUGGAGCAUUAAUGCUGGAGUUGAAUAAUUUGGAAGUAGCCAAAAAGUGGUUGGAAUUGGCUCCAAAUAAUUCCUUCGAUGCUGCGAUUUACUUCGAUUCUCGUGACAUUCUUCAAACCAUCGAUCGAAAUGGUGUCAUAACCGACUUCGAUUGUUCGGUGUACCGUGAAAAUUUAGGCCGAUGUUUAGUCUACUUGGAUGAUGUGCACACACGAGGAACUGACUUGAAAUUCCCACCAAACUGGAGAGCAUGCGUCACUUUGUCUGGCGAUAUCACGCGUGACAAAACGGUGCAAGCAUGCAUGCGAAUGAGAGAAUUGGGUCAGGAGGAAGGCCAUUCGAUUGCAUUCUGGGCAUCAUUCGAAGCUGAUGUGAAAAUACAAAUACUCUGUAAAUUCGCUCUACCUCAUGAAUGCCUUCCCAAUCAGCACGUCAUCGAGUUCAUCUGUAGAAACAGUGAAAAUUUCGAAACGGAACAUACUGUUCACUGGGCAGCAGGCGCAUACAACUACACCCAGAAGUUGGUUGGCCAUAAAUUGCACGAGCAUUCGAAUGAUGAAGCAUCGUUGAAGAAUCUCUUGAACACUUGCGUUGACAGUGAGUAUGUAAAACUGGAAGAAGUUUACGGUGAUAAGGAGGACGCGCGAUUGGUUGAUAUAGCACGGAAUAAAUUCGAUAAAUUGGUCAAAGGAUUCAAAUCAGCGAUGAAUGAAGAAGAUAAAACAAAAGAAGAUGUGAUUCCGUUUGUUGUGAGAGUGCAAGAAGAUGUUUGCGAUAAGAUAAUGAAUCAUGCACCAAACGUCAAGCGAUUUAUGCAAGCUUUGGAUGAGGAACAGGAAAAAGAAUUGGAGCAUGAGUACGAAGAACAGCGUCAUGUCGAGAGACCGGCUGCAAUGAAUCCGGCCAUACCUGAAUUCGAUGAGCAACUCAAACAAUUGAUAUUGUCUGGUGCCAAUCAUGGACUCUUGUCGGAAUUGAAGAGAAAAGGGUCAAUUGUAUUUUUCGCCAUUGGACUCGCUCAAACCCAAUUGAAUCAAGAAUACGUGAAUGAACGUGCAUGGUCAAAGAAUCUGUUUGUAUCCAAAGACUUUGUUCAAGUCCUAUCGGAUCGUUCAAAUGCUAAAGAUGACUACUUGCGCCCAGUUUGGUGGAUUGCACGCGUUAACACACCAGCAAAUGAUGACUACAUUCUGGUUCUUUUGAGCUCUUUCGAGUGCGAUCGAUUGAUUUCUACAUUCAGAGAAAGCCAACAAUCUGUUUUGUGCAUGUACAGAUCGAGACUCAGCAAAUUGCACGACAAUUUACUACAUCAAACCAAUUUACAAGUCACAGGCAUAACCGAAGAGAUUCCACGAAUUAAUAUUUGUGAUGAAGUUCAAAUUGGAAUUUUCUCCGGCUCGAUGUACUUUAACAAUGAAGCAGAACAGAAUGCUUACUGCAGCUUCUUAGGUGUGAUCCCACGUCCACGGACUGAAGAACAAGAAGAAGCAUUCAAAAAAGGUGUAAUUAAACCAAAUGGAUAUGUCACACCAGAGAAUCGAUCACAUUCAAAAGCCAUAACUGAAGCGGUGGCCGCAUGCAAAUUCAAUAAAAAUCCCGUCGAUUUGGCCAUCAAACUAAUCGAAGCACAUCAUCAUUUGUCAGAUCGCAAAGAAUCUCAUGUUGCAUCGAUCUUGGAGCGUGGAUUCAAAAUGGAAAUCACAGAGAAUGCAACCGAUUAGAUUAAGAUUUAACACAAAUGUUCAACAUUUUGAAUCAUUCUCAUUGUUUUUCUACUUAAAAUAAUUUUUAAUAUGAUGCAUGCACAAUUAAUGAAGAAUUUUCUAUGAAUGUUUGCAAUAAAACGUAGAAAUCAUAAAUUAAAA